Molecule: messenger RNA, 1122 nt
Organism: Cuscuta epithymum
Lineage: Eukaryota; Viridiplantae; Streptophyta; Magnoliopsida; Solanales; Convolvulaceae
Source: the annotation of a GenBank genome assembly
GCUGGAGCGGCAGCCUAUAGAAAACACGAGAAAAAUACAGUCAAAGCUGUGUGCAGAUCGCGAACAACAAACUGGUCACUCAUGGCUUCUGCAAUCUCAGCUCCAAUUUCAUAUCUGCGGUCCUCUUCUAAUCAUUCUCCAUCUUUAACCAGCAGCAGUAGGACGCUCACUCUUUGUACACUUUCCAAUUGUUCCAUCUCAGUCUCCCGAAUUGAGCUAUGUAAUUGGGAAGGUCUAAAGCCUUUGGGGAUUCCCGCCUCUCGAAUUUCCAUUAAAAUCGGUAGGAAGAGAAAAUGCAAACAGAGAGUUGUGAGUGCGUCUCUGUUUGGAGUUGGAGCGCCUGAGGCACUAGUGAUUGGAGUAGUAGCUUUGUUGGUGUUUGGUCCCAAGGGUCUUGCUGAGGUCAGCCUAGGUUGCUCGAAAUUUGGGGAGAACAAUACGGGAAUUCCAGCCUACUAUCAAAGAACUCCAGGAUGUAUCGAGGGAGUUUAAGAGCACACUUGAAAAGGAAAUUGGCCUUGAUGACAUAAUAGAUUCAAACCAGAGCGCUAUCAGAUCUGAUAAAUCUACAAGAGUGAGUGGGAACUAUGUGGAUUUACAAAUUAAGACAGAGCCUCCGAAUGGUUCUCCUCAAUCACCAACUGUAGAAUCAAGUGAUUAUAUGAUGAAAGACAGCGAGGAUCAGCAAGCUGAAAUGGCACCCUCCGUUGAAAAUCAAUUAGAGUCCCAAGUGAAAACUGAAGAUGAUUCUUCAUCCUCAACCGAGCAAAGUCAAGUGAAUAACAUAUGAAGAUCUCUGAAGAGCAAGCAGCUGGUGUGAACGCUUGUACCAACUGUAGUGAUGGACCUGAUAGUACUAAUGUACCUCGUAACGUACAUCCAUCCAUGCUACACUAGUUUUUUGGUUCCCAGUUGAAGUUAGAUUGUUAAAUGGUUUUUUUACAGUUCUAAUACUGUCUACUUGAGCUAGCUAACAUGGUUAACAGGCAAGUAGAAUGGAACUGAAGGGUGAGCUGGUUUCAACUUUCAACUAAUGUGUGAUCGCAGAUUUCCCAGGUUUUAGGGAUUGAAAUGGAAUAAAUCCAGAUACAUCAUUUUCUGUAAUGGGGUAGACAUUUCAGG